AUGCUUCGUUUCCUUCAAUUGUUGAUAGUGGUCCACCUCGUGGAAUGCUAUGAAGAGCUCCCUGGGUACACAUCAGGUGCCAGACCUGAACUCAAUUACGAUGGGAGGAAAUUGAAAUUUGGGAUGGGUUCGAUCAAAGAUUCAGACGUUGCCGCUUCCUACAUGCAGAUUCCUGUAGGCGAUGGUUCACAUCUUCGCGUGCCGAAAGCAUUUUAUCAUUACACGGAACGAGACGCAGGAGCAGAUGCCGGCUGGGGAAUUCCCAGCGACGGCCGACUCAUGUCUCUGAAUUCGAUGGUCAAGAAUAACAGGAAAGAAAUCAAUGGGAUGUUCCUGCCGCUUCCAAAUAUGGACCCAAUCAAUCUUCACUUUAUCACGCAGAGAACUUUCGAGAAAGGGAUCGACACUUCCGCUCACGACCAAGAAAGCACUCUCGAAGCGGCAAAACGUGUAUGCCUGACGUCAUCCGAAAUUGAAUGCGAAAAAGCUCUUCUCCAUUACCACCGAACGAAAGCGCAGUCCAUUCGCGAACGAAGAAGGCCUUUAUAUCAACAACUGAUGAACCUGGGUGAUCUUACCUCCUAUUCAACGUUGCGUGAUCGAGAAGGUAAAGGAAUGGGUGUUGUGGUUGGAGUACCCGGGUAUGACCCGUUGUAUGUUGGUGCUGCCCUGGAUUCGAACAAGGAUAGCAACUUAGGACUACGAUUUUCACCACCGCAAUAA
This is a messenger RNA of Necator americanus (New World hookworm), 723 nucleotides long. RefSeq lists its product as uncharacterized. The record is from RefSeq and is a predicted model, not a curated record. The transcript is spliced from 5 exons. NCBI's taxonomy places the organism in Eukaryota, Metazoa, Nematoda, Chromadorea, Rhabditida, Ancylostomatidae. Bases 1 to 723 code for a protein of 240 amino acids.